CAAACCCCAUUUUCCCAAAAUUCUGACAACUUUUUUGCAUCAUUUUUGCUAGUUAGCAAAAAGCUCAUGUGAGCAUAUAGCCACUAGUCAUAUCCAAACGCUCAAUGAUCUUGAAAUCACAAAAUCUAACGUUAAAUUCCUCAAAAUUAUAAGAGUAGAAGGAUCAAAGUUCGCGAAAAUGGAAGUAGAGAUCAAUUCCAUAGAAGCUAUUAAACCUUCUAAACCAACCCCAUCACACCGUAAAUUACACAAACUCUCAAGCCUAGACCAACUCUCACCUAGCAUCUAUGUUCCCGUCCUCUUCUUCUACCGUGCCCCUUUGACACCUCACGAUCGUGUUAGCUUAUCUUCACAACUAAAGAGCUCACUUUCGGAGACAUUAACUCAUUACUACCCAUUUGCAGGAAAGAUGAUCAAAGACGGUGUACAUAUCGACUGUGAUGAUAUGGGAGCUCUUUUCUUAGAGACCCGGGCUAAGAACAACCUUGUUGAUAUCCUUACAUUGCCAAAACUCGAGGCCUUAAGCAUGCUCUUCCCUGAUGAUUUGCAGUGGAAGAGCUCGAAAAAUUCGAGGGUUUUGGCUGUCCAAGUUUGCUACUUUGACUGUGGAGGUUUGUCCAUUGGCAUCUGCAUUUCAAGCAAAAUUGCAGAUGCUUGUACCAUAGUUACCUUCCUCAACGAUUGGGCUACGUAUGCUCGAAAAACUGGAAAUAGUGGCCUUCCAUCAAUUUGUCCUUUGUUCAACACAUCAUUAUCGAUAUUAUUCCCUCCUAGUGAUCAAAUUGUCGUACCAGAGAUUGAAUUUACGAUAGCCAAUGUCGUCACAAGGAGAUAUGUUUUCCAUUCAACAAAGAUAUCAGAGCUCAAAGCUAACAUAGUGUCCAACUCAAAAAUCCUAGAAAACCCAACUCGUGUUGAGGUUGUAACAUCACUCAUGUAUAAAUCCAUAAUUCAAGCAAAUAAAAUUCGAUCUCUUGGCUUGGUAAAGACAUUUAUGCUAGCUCAAACGGUAAACAUGCGACCUAGAAUGGUUCCAUCAUUGCCAAGAAAUACUAUUGGUAACAUAGUUUGGUACUUUCCGGUUAUAAUCAUAGACAAUGAUGACAUAAGUCUAGAAACAUUGGCAACCCAAAUGAGGGAAUCGUUUUUGAAAUUAUGCGACGUUGCUAAAAAUGUUGAAGGGAAAGGGUGGCUUUUGAUAGAGGGCAAGUUAGUAAACGACGCUGAGCAUAGCCUGAACAAUGCUUACAAAUUUAGCAGCUGGUGCAGGUACCCUAUAUACGAAGUGGAUUUCGGGUGGGGAAGCCCUAUAUGGGUUAGCACUGCCGAGUAUCCUUACCAGAAUAGUGUUAUUAUGAUGGAUAGCAAAGACGGAGAGGGGAUUGAAGCAUGGGUGACCUUGGAUGAAGAAGUUAUGUAUGUGUUUCAAAGUGAUGAAGAGCUUCUCAAGUUUGCUUCCUUAAAUCCAAGCAUUUACGACAAUAUGCAAAAUUGAGGAUUUGGGUUUGUAAAAAUUGUGAAUUUAUUGAUGUU
Chenopodium quinoa (quinoa) is the source of this 1533-nucleotide messenger RNA. Its product is annotated as vinorine synthase-like. The record is from RefSeq and is a predicted model, not a curated record. The transcript is spliced from 2 exons. Bases 179 to 1495 code for a protein of 438 amino acids. Lineage: Eukaryota; Viridiplantae; Streptophyta; Magnoliopsida; Caryophyllales; Amaranthaceae.